Molecule: messenger RNA, 798 nt
Organism: Schistosoma turkestanicum
Lineage: Eukaryota; Metazoa; Platyhelminthes; Trematoda; Strigeidida; Schistosomatidae
Source: the annotation of a GenBank genome assembly
ACUCAAGAUGAAUUCUCACAUAAUAUAACUAAUCCAUAUAAUUCAGAUUCACCGAAAUUCAUUCCAUUUCAACAGAAACAAAAAAAUUCAAAGUUUAUCGAAAAUAAAAAUGGUUUAUUUCAAUUCACCACAGAAUUUGGUAGACGACAAAUCAUACCACCAUGUCGAAGAAAAACUGUCACUGGGGUAAAUCUGCCCAAAAUACUUAACAUUGAACAUUCAACAGAAAUAAAACCUUCUUACACUAAAACACAACAGAAUAUGAAACAGCUGACAACACCUGAUUUAGGCAUAAAUAUGAUUCGAAGACAAUGUUCAAAUCUAUCAAAACCUCAAUCAAUCUCACAUUUAACAUUGAAUGAAGAUCAUUUCAAUUCUAUUCUGUUGAAUCAAAAUAAUAAUAAUAAUAACAAAAAUACGCAAUCAAGAUGGCGUCCAUGGAUUGCACAACAAGUUUUAUUGACACCUUCAACUAGUACAUGUAAUCUAGCUUCUUCAUCACAUUCUUCAAGCAUAAACAUACAAACCUCUUCUCCAACAUCCCCAAUUCAUACAACAAGCACAGUAAAUUGUUUAGAAGUUUUAGUUAUGAAUGAAGAGAUCAAUCAAUUACAAGCGUUAAAUUAUCCAAUUCGACCAAAUAUGACAGCUAGAGAAUUAAAUAAUUUGAUAGCAUUUCAAAUGAGAAUAUUUGAUUCGAAUGAUUUUGGAUUAUUUGUUUAUAUUAAUGGAACAGGUAAUCAAUCAAUUGUCAAUAGAAUCUUUAUUGUUAUUUUUAACGAAAAAAAAAUUACAUAA